Messenger RNA from Exophiala viscosa, 4427 nucleotides. RefSeq names its product checkpoint serine/threonine-protein kinase. The transcript has 2 exons. The record is from RefSeq and is a predicted model, not a curated record. NCBI's taxonomy places the organism in Eukaryota, Fungi, Ascomycota, Eurotiomycetes, Chaetothyriales, Herpotrichiellaceae. Bases 99 to 4214 code for a protein of 1371 amino acids. Gene Ontology annotation, biological process: meiotic sister chromatid cohesion, centromeric; protein phosphorylation; mitotic spindle assembly checkpoint signaling. Gene Ontology annotation, molecular function: ATP binding; protein kinase activity. Gene Ontology annotation, cellular component: nucleus.
GACUCUUCUCUUACUCAAUUACUCUGUCGCAAGUCUUUUGGCGGUUCGCAUCAGCAUGUUAAUCAGACAGGAAUAAGUUACAGCGAAGUAAUACAGCAAUGGCAGACCUCAUUAAUUUCGACAUAAUAGAAGACCACAAAGAGAACAUACAAGCCCUCCCUGGUGGACGUUCCGCAAAGCAGCUCGCAGCGAUACUCACACCUGUACCAUCGGGCAGGCCUGGCAGAGAUUCAACACCGACUCUGAACGAGACAAAGACUCUCAACGACGCGAUACGACAAGAAUAUGAGAUUGAAUUGCAGUCGAUAGCAGAGGCGGACGACCCUUUAGACGUCUACGACCGAUACGUCAGAUGGACACUCAAUGCCUACCCUUCUGCACAAGCAACACCACAGUCACAGCUCCUGCCUUUGCUGGAACGCGCGACCAAGGCUUUCCUCACAUCCACGCAUUACAAGAAUGAUCCCCGCUAUCUCAAGCUUUGGCUGCACUAUAUCCGCCUGUUCUCUGACACCCCUCGAGAGACAUUCGCAUUCCUGGCUCGACAUGGUAUCGGCGAGGGGCUCGGUUUGUUCUAUGAGGAGUUUGCCGCCUGGCUAGAAGGUGCAAGUCGGUGGGUGCAGGCCGAAGAAGUAUACAAACUAGGGAUUGAAAGAGAGGCUCGACCAGCAGAAAGACUGGUUCGGAAGUACAAUCAAUUCCAACAACGCUUUGAGGCAAGACCUCAGGUCGAUAAGGAGCCAAAUUCACCUGCUCUGCCAACAGUACGGCCAGCCCUUGCAGCAAAGAUUGAUCCCUUCGCAUCAGCACACCGGAGUGACGAGUCCCAGGCUCCCCGGCAUCAGCAAGCAGGAGGAGGCUCUGCACCAACAUCGCGUUCAGGCAAGCCCAAGAUGGCCAUAUUCUCGGACGCCGACAGCGCUGCGCCACCGCCGGGAACAUCAAGUGCCGGCAAGGGCUGGGAUAGCAUUGGCUCAAUGAAAGAGCGGAAGAAGGAGAACACAAUCGAGGCUCGUCCUUGGGCCGGGGAGAAGCUGAAGGCAGGAGGCAAAGUAGGCACGGUGCCAAAAAUGGAGAUAUUCAAAGACUCGGUAUCACAAGGAACACCAGCAGACAAUGGCUCGUCCAGAUCUCAGGGCUUGUCCCAGCCGGGGGAUGUCGUCAACCCACGGACGGGUCGCGUUGAGCGUGUCUUUGUCGACCUGGACGCCAUCUAUCCUCCCAGCAGCGACCAAGAAUUCAGCUUCGAAGAAUUGCGAGCCAUGUCGAGAGGAUGGUCGCGAAAGGAUUGGAGACCACAGCAGCAACACUCACCAGCAAAGCCACCGAGUCCGCUCAAGGGCACAAGUGGAAACACACGACCGUCAUCCACAGCACAACCUAAGGCCACCAAAUCCGAGCCGGAGGACAUCGAGAACUUGAGUCAGUCAUUCCAGCAACAGAUUGACCUCAACAACACAUCCAGUGGCAAUCUCAGUAUUCAUGAUGUAUCAACACAAUCUAUGGUCGGCAUGCCACAAUCGCAGAUGCAGCCACCGGCACAGAAGCCGAAAGAAAAGAAUAUCAAGAUCAGAGAGGUCAAACAGGAGACCCAGACAGUCAAAACGCGCCUUGAAUCGCCCACGGGCAGAAAAGUCAAGAGGAAGAAUGCGACCGCUGAGCCCACCAUGACUUUCCAUUCCAAGGCUGCAACUAAUGAUAUCUACGACAUGUUCAAUCAACCACUCCGUAAACCAGAAGUAGCACAAGAUGACACGCAAAGUGGGGAAGAGACAGAUUUUACCGAAGAAGUAGAUGAUGGAUAUAGCACCACGGGCGAUGGUGAGAGUACGGGCACGGGGAGGGUGUCCGCACCUAGUAGUGAAUUUGGUGACGAUACAUUGUCCUCAAAUCGACACGAUCUCACAGAAAACCGAACACAAAGCGAAAGUCGGCCAGACAGCCUUUCGCCCUGGUCUGACUUCACGACAAGCAAGCACGUUCCUCAUCUGGCUCCUCCAACCAAGGCUUCUAGCAAAGGCUCAAGAAAAGGACAGAGGAGAACAAAGCUUGAACACAGACAAAAGCAUUCGCUGACUGCUGAAGACGUGACAGAAAGCAUGGAUUCGUCAAGCCGGGACGCAACUCAAUCGCCAGGUUUUGAUGACGGCUUUGAUACUCAGGCUAUUGCUGCCAUUGCCAACGGCAACUUUGACGACAUGAAUACCAUGGCAAUUGCCAGGAUCGCUGGAGAUGUCGACGUCGACGACGAUGAGCAUUCAGAGGGCGAGGGGCAGAUCACUGAUGUUGUGGGCUCAGAGGCCGCGGGCGCGGGCGCGGUCCAAAACGAAGAGGAAGAAGAACAACAAGCCGCGGGCCACAACAAUCACAGACUCACUCAAGAAGAACUUGCAACACCUGUCGACGACGUCUUCAGCGAGCAUGGGGAGAUUCCACACAAGACAUCCUUUGUCCCAAUCCUGCCGGAGGAUUAUGAGCCCACACCAAUGCGACCGUUUCGAGACCCAGCCUUGCUUGCACAGAACAAAUUGCCCUUCAUGACACCGAUUGUGGAGAGAACCGAGAGCUCAAUGGCCCCUUCAACCAUCUUCCAAGACCCGGACUACUUCAAUUCCAAAACACCGAGUAGAUUGGCCAAAGGCAAAUAUGACAGCCCUUCGAAGUUGCAGCAGCAGCUGGACGAGUUGUUGAUGAGCACUCCCGAGAAACAGAGAGGCACUCCAUUGUCUUCGAUCAAGAGAAAGCUAGAGCUGGCUGGCGCUACGGAAGAACAGAUUUUGACUUCGUCGCCAAAGCAGAAGAAGGUGGCUGGAUCUAGACCCGCUGAGCUCAACUCACCCGUCACCAAGUCUCCAGCGCGUGCAAUCCUUCAAGAGACCACGAGACACAAAGGGCCAAUCGUUGCAGACUUGCAAUGCAACCCGUGCGAUGAUACCAUUCGGCAGCAGAUCUUAUCGGCAGUUCACCCACCGCUUUCUUCGCAUGCCGGCUACUAUGACCACUCGAGCCAGGUCCUGAACAAUUACCCUGUCCUGAAGUCGUACGCAGAGAAGAUGGCAAAGACAAAGAGCAAGGCUAGUCCGAGAAAGAGUCAGGGUGAGAAAGGAUCGAAGGCUGUGCCACCGCUCCUCAAGUUCACUGGAACUACUCGAGUCUAUGCUGUGAAGCGAGAACUCGGAGCAGGCGCAUUUGCACCAGUGUACCUGGUCGAGAGCUAUGAUCCUAGCGAGAAUGCGAUCGAUGACGAAGAACAAGACAAAGAGAACGUCGCUCCAAAGUCCUCCACGGACAUUGUAGAUCGUCAGCAGCUCGAGGCCCUCAAGAUUGAGUCUCCACCUGGCACGCUGGCUUGGGAAUUCCACAUCUUGCGACUUGUGCGUCAACGCCUCGGACAUGCCUCGCGAACCAUGCAGUCAGUUAUCAUGGCGCAUGAGUGUCACCUGUACCGCGACGAAGCGUACAUUGUGCUUUCGUACAGUCCACAAGGCACGUUGCUCGACCUAGUCAACCUUGCUAGAAGUGAGAAUUUGAAAGCUGGAAAGCCUGCUGAAGGCCUUGACGAGAUUCUUGCAAUGUGGUUCGGCGUCGAGUUGCUCCGGACCAUGGAAGAAUUGCACCGCGUUGGCAUCCUGCACGGCGACUUGAAGGGCGACAACUGUCUUGUUCGAUUCGAGUCUGAUGUUGAGGUCACUGGCCCGUAUGACCCGGAGGGCACACACGGCUGGAGCGCGAAGGGAUUGAAGGUGAUAGACUUUGGACGUGGAAUUGACGUGAAGAUGUUCAAGCCCGCGGCUCAAUUCAUUGCGGAUUGGCCUUCAUGCCCACAGGACUGUGCGGAGAUUCGCGAGUGUCGACCUUGGAAGUGGCAGAUUGAUUACCAUGGAGCGGCGGGCGUGAUUCACAGCUUAUUGUUUGGCAAGUACAUUGAGACCGUGCCCAUGAGCAGUGCAUUGGGACCAGGCCAGAAGAAGGAGUGGAAGUUGAAGGAGAGCCUGAAACGAUACUGGGAGAAGGAGAUCUGGGGAGAUCUUUUCAGUGUGUUGCUCAAUCCUGGAUCUGUUGCUGAUGGAGAGAUGAUGCCGAUUCAGGGAAAUCUGAGGAGAGUGAGAAUGAGGAUGGAGAAGUGGCUCGUGGAAGAGGCGGAGCGAGGUGGAAGGGAUUUGAGAGGAAGUUUGAGAAAGAUGGAACGAUUGGUGAGUUCCGGCAACAAGUGAGCAUGGACUUACCUUUACCAAGGCAUGUGGUUGAGAUUGGAAAUUGGCGAUUGAAGAUUGGAUAUGGAUACCUAUUGGAUUUGCCACUUCGGUUCAGCGAUGGCGUUGGAGGUGUUUUGAGUAUGCCACCAUGUUGUGUGAGGAUCUCGAAGCUAUGGAGUGCGAUAAGACGGAUUCAUUAUUGUCGCUAUCAAUCAGACCAAAGAAUUCGCA